Molecule: messenger RNA, 7676 nt
Organism: Diorhabda sublineata
Lineage: Eukaryota; Metazoa; Arthropoda; Insecta; Coleoptera; Chrysomelidae
Product: fatty acid synthase-like
Exons: 9
Coding region: 254-7366 (2370 amino acids)
Biological process (GO): fatty acid biosynthetic process
Molecular function (GO): 3-oxoacyl-[acyl-carrier-protein] synthase activity; phosphopantetheine binding; fatty acid synthase activity
Source: RefSeq, a predicted model, not a curated record
GUCUUUCACGCGGGCAGACGAUUGGUCCAAAAGCGUGGUCUGACAACGAUACACCAUCGUAGACGAAUAAAUGCCAAGCGCAUUUCUUUACAGUUCAUUAAAUGAGUAUGAGCUUGCGGUACUUGUAACUGAAUAUAGAAAAAAUACCGAAAAAUUGUUGAAUUAUUAAAUGUGCAAGAUUAUUUUGUGAUAUUUUCAUUCCCCUAGGAUUUGAAGGAUUGCUUCUACAAUUUAAAAUAUAUACACUUUCAAAAUGCCCGCUAGAGCACCGGAAACCGAACGCCACGUAGGCAACAGUUUCAGUGACGAUAUCGCUAUCACCGGUAUAUCAGGACGUUUACCGGAAAGUAGUUCGAUAGAAGAGUUCAAGCAACAACUCUUCGACGGCGUCGAUCUCGUCACCGACGACGCCAGAAGAUGGCCUUCCGGUUUAUACGGUCUACCAACUAGAAGCGGCAAAUUGAAAAACUUACAGUAUUUCGACGCGACGUUUUUCGGAGUGCACGCCAAACAGGCGCACGUUAUGGAUCCGCAACUUCGUAUGUUGUUGGAAUUAACGUACGAAGCUAUAGUGGACGCGGGUAUGAACCCCGGCGAGAUGAAAGGUACGAAGACGGGGGUAUUUAUAGGAGUAUCCGAUAGCGAAUCGUCGGAAUAUUGGACACAAGACCCGGACAAAAUAAACGGUUACGGUUUAACUGGUUGUUGCAGAGCCAUGUUUCCAAAUAGAGUGUCUUACACUUUCGACUUUAGCGGACCGAGUUACGCGAUCGAUACCGCGUGUUCCAGCAGUUUAAUCGCGUUUCAACAAGCAAUUACCGCCAUUAAAACAGGACAAUGCGAUUCGGCAAUAGUCGGCGGAGUAAAUCUCCUACUAAAACCGACUUCUUCGUUACAAUUUCACCGGCUCGGUAUGUUGAGUCCUCAAGGUAUGUGUAAAGCUUUCGAUGCGUCGGGAAACGGUUACGUGAGAUCGGAAGCAGCUGUGGUAGUACUUUUACAGAAAGUCAGUUCGGCCAAAAGAGUAUACGCCACCGUAUUAGGCGCUAAAACGAACACGGACGGUAAUAAAGAACAAGGUAUCACGUUCCCUUCCGGUUCCAUGCAGAAUAAACUAAUCCGAGAAGUUUACGAAGAAAUCGGCGUUCAACCACAAGAAGUAUCGUACAUCGAAGCCCACGGCACUGGGACUAAAGUAGGAGACCCCCAAGAAGUGAAUUCUAUCGCGGAUUUCUUCUGCAAGAAUCGUACAGAUCCUCUACUGAUAGGUUCGGUUAAAAGUAACAUGGGACACGCCGAACCGGCGUCCGGUUUAUGUUCUUUAGCUAAAAUCGUCAUAGCCAUGGAAUCGGGGAUGAUACCGCAAAAUUUGCAUUUCGAAUCGCCGAACAAGGACAUACCGGCGCUUAACGACGGUCGACUCAAAAUCGUAUCGAAGAACGAACCUUGGAACGGAGGGAUUAUAGCUGUCAAUUCUUUUGGUUUCGGCGGCGCUAACGCGCACGUCGUCCUCAAAUCGAAUCCGAAACCUAAAACUACCUGGCCCGUCGGCGAAGUACCCAGAGUGGUCGGCGUUUCCGGUAGAACCGAACAAGCCAUAACGAAUUUCUUGAAUAGAAUCGAAGAAUAUAAAAACGACGAAGAAUUCCUCGCUCUUAUCGACGAUAUACACAGCAGAAACAUCAACGGUCAUUAUUACAGAGGUUACGCCGUUUUACAAGAUAAAGCGGUUAAAGAAGUCGUCCAAACGCAAGGAGAUAACCGACCGAUCGUUUACAUAUUCAGCGGUAUGGGUUCGCAAUGGUCCGGUAUGGCGAAAGAUUUAAUGCGAUUGGAAACAUUCGAGAAUUCUAUCAAGAGAUGUUCGGAUGCUUUGAAACCGCACGGUAUUAAUUUGGAAGAGAUCAUCAUUACGGGAACGGAUGCUACGUUCGAUAACGUUUUGAAUUCGUUUGUUUCGAUAGCUGCGAUGCAAGUAGCCCUAACGGACGUUUUGAAAAUGUUGGGAAUCGAACCCGAUAUCAUCAUCGGACAUUCAGUCGGUGAAGUAGGAUGCGCUUACGCCGACGGUACAUUCAGCAUAGAACAAGCAAUUCUGGCAGCUUACUCCAGAGGUCGCGCCAUCAUGGAAAGCAAUUUACCUCACGGCGCGAUGGCCGCCGUUGGCUUAACCUGGGAGGACGCUAAGAAACGUUGUCCUCCCGAUAUAUUCCCAGCUUGCCACAACGGCGAAGACAACGUUACCAUAUCGGGACCCGUAGAAACGGUCGCCAAAUUCGUAGAACAACUACAAGCCGAAGGUAUCUUCGCAAAAGUGGUUAAUUCGGCCGGAACGGCUUUUCACAGUAAAUACAUCGCCGAUGCGGGUCCCAGAUUAAGGAAAGCACUAGAAAGUAUCAUACCUAAUCCGAAACCGAGAUCACCGAGAUGGAUUUCUUCUUCUAUUCCGGAAUCCGCUUGGGGUACGCCGUUAGCUCUACAAAGUUCGGCGGCUUACCACGUUAAUAAUUUAUUAUCGCCGGUUUUGUUCCACGAGGCGUUGAAACACGUCCCCGAGAAUGCUAUUACCAUAGAAAUCGCCCCCACGGGUCUUCUGCAGGCAAUUCUGAAGAGAUCGCUCGGACCUAAGACGACUAAUAUCAGUCUAGUUAAACGGGGAUACGCCGAUAAUUUGGAAUUUCUGUUAACUGCUCUUGGAAAGAUUUAUGCGUCAGGAGCGCAACCGCGUUUCGGUAAUUUAUAUCAUCCUGUUAGUUAUCCUGUCGGUAAAGGUACCCCCAUGAUAAAUUCAAUGGUGGAAUGGGAUCAUUCUAUAGAAUGGGCCGUGGCUGAUUUCAGUGGUAAAGGGUCUAGAUCCGGAGAAUUGGUGGUCGAUAUUGAUCUUAGUAAGGAAAGCGACGAGUAUCUCGCUGGACAUACCAUUGACGGUCGAGUUUUGUUCCCAGCUACUGGAUAUUUGACUCUGGUAUGGAAAACGUUCGCCAAACUACGAAACGAAGAUUUCGAACAGCUUCCGGUAAUAUUGGAAGACGUCCAGCUCCACAGGGCCACCAUAAUGCCCAAAGAAGGCUCCGUCAAAUUUCUCAUAAACAUAUUCGAAGGUACCGGCGAAUUCGAGUUGUGCGAAGGCGGCUCGGUUGCCGUAACCGGCAAAAUAUCAGUACCAGAUGACGUCAGCAAAGAAAUAUUGAACUUACCGGAACCGGUAGUAAAUAAAGAAGAAGACGUCUUACCUCUAACUUCCGCUGAUAUUUACAAAGAACUUCGAUUGAGAGGUUACGAUUACGAGGGGAUAUUCAAAGGUAUCGCUGAAUCGGAUAAUAGAGGUUUGGCGGGAAAACUCAAAUGGGACGACAACUGGAUAAGUUUUAUCGAUACGAUGUUGCAAUUUUCUCUACUCGGACAAAAUACCAAAGAACUUUAUUUACCAACGAGAAUCCAGAGAGUUUUAAUCGAUCCUAAGAAACAUUUAGAUGGCGUAAAAACGUUUUUACCUGUAUAUAUGUACAGGAACAUCGGCGUUAUCAAAUCUGGAGGGGUGGAAUUACGCGGAUUGAAAGCUAGUUUAGCGCCGCGACGCCAACAAGUCCAACCGCCGCCUAAAAUCGAAAAAUACCAAUUCGUCCCGUACGAAAACAACCAAACUUUAAUCGAAGAUACCGAAAAGAAUCAAAUACAAGCUCUAACGGUUUUAAUACAAACGGUUAUCGAAAACAGCAACGGCGCCAUGAAGAUCAAAGUUACCGAAGUCGGUACCGACAAACCGAUCGAAUCGGUUCUCGCGCCAAUAGUCAAAAACAUCAUCGAAUUGGAACCUAUGUUAUCGUCCGAGGUGACUGUAGUCACCGCGUCCCCUAUAGACACGACUAAUUUGGAUCUAAACGACAUCAAACAUGUAUUGAAGGAUGUUACGACGACGAACGUAGCUCAAGACGUCCACCUUGUCGUCCUCAGCGACGUUCUGAUGUACAACAAAAUGGAUAUACUGAAAAACGCCGUAGCUUCACUGAAAAACGGCGGAUUCGUACUCUUGGAAGAACUAAAAGGAUCGUUGGAUAUGUCCAAAUUAACCGAUUUGGAGUUGAUUGGCAAACAGAUGACCGAUAUGAAGAUAUAUCUGUUGUUACGCAGACCGGUUCCGGUCCCUAAAGACGCCACCGUCAUACGCAUAACCGAGAAGAAUUUCGAUUGGGUGGAACCGCUGAAGGACGCCAUGAAACUAGCCGAAAACGACCUUAGAAAGAUUUACUUGUACGCGCAAGGUGAAAAACUCGCCGGUCUGGUGGGCAUGGUAAACUGUUUGAAACAGGAGGCCGGCGGGGGUGGUAUUCGAUCGAUUUUUAUUCAGGAUGCCGAUGCGCCGAAGUUUACCAUCGAGGCUUACAGAAAACAACUCGCCAAAGAUUUGGUACAUAACGUUUUGAGGAAUCGGGUUUGGGGUUCGUUCAGGCAUAUCGUACUCGAAUGUUUCGGUGACAACGGGAAAUUGCAAGUCGAACACGCUUAUAUCAAUACGCUCACUAGAGGGGAUUUGGCCAGUUUGAGAUGGAUCGAAGGACCACUCGGAUAUUAUAAAAACGACGAUGUUAAUACCGAAUUAUGCCACGUAUACUACGCCCCCCUAAACUUCCGCGACAUUAUGCUCGCCACCGGUAAACUUCCACCGGACGCCCUACCCGGAGAUUUAGCAGGACAAGAUUGUAUCCUAGGAUUAGAAUUUUCCGGUCGAAAUUCAGACGGAAAACGUGUAAUGGGUAUGGUAGCCGCCAAGAGUUUAGCCACAACGGUUUUAGCCAAAACCGAAUUUUUAUGGGAAGUACCAGAAAAAUGGAGCUUGGAAGAAGCAGCUACAAUACCCGUAGUUUACGGAACGAGUUAUUACGCUCUCAUCGUUAGGGGCGGUUUAAAACCGGGCGAAUCUCUACUAAUUCACGCCGGUACUGGUGGCGUAGGUCAAGCAUCGAUAGCCAUCGCUCUCCAUAUGGGAUGCACCGUAUUUACCACGGUCAGCACCCAAGCAAAACGAGAUUUCUUAAAAAAGACCUUCCCUCAAUUGAAAGACGAACAUAUCGGCAAUUCUCGCGAUACUAGUUUCGAACAGAUGAUUCUAACUCAAACCGACGGUAGAGGCGUCGAUUGCGUGUUGAAUUCCCUAGCCGGUAACCAACUUCAAGCUUCGAUUCGAUGCCUAGCGGUAGGAGGUAGAUUCUUGGAAAUCGGAAAAGUCGAUUUGUCCAACAAUUCCCCGUUGGGGAUGAGUUUAUUUUUGAAAAAUACCACUUUCCACGGUAUACUACUGGACGCUCUAUUCAAUUCGAACAGUUCCGAUAAUAAACUCGUUUUCGAUUUGGUAACGGAAGGUAUCAAAAAUGGCGCGGUGAAGCCGUUACCGAAAACCGUUUUUAACGAAAAUCAAGUCGAACAAGCGUUCCGGUACAUGGCUUCCGGUAAACAUAUAGGUAAAGUUUUACUACAAAUAAGAGAAGAAGAAAGUAGGGAUAUUCGACGACCGGUUAUUAAAACGGUAAGCGCCAUACCGAGGACUUAUAUGGAUCCGGAAAAGAGUUACGUCUUAGUAGGAGGUCUCGGCGGUUUCGGAUUGGAAUUGACCAAUUGGUUGAUAACUAGAGGCGCUAAAAACAUUGUAUUAACAUCGAGAAGCGGUAUCAGAACAGGUUAUCAAUCGUUAUCGAUUAGAAGAUGGAGAGAAAAAGGUGUAAAAGUUUUAGUAUCGACUUCGGAUGCGACAACGGACAAAGGCGCAAGAAAACUUUUAACUGAAGCUAACGAACUAGGUCCCGUCGGCGGUAUAUUCAAUUUAGCCGCCGUGCUACGCGACGCCAUGAUGGAAAAUCAAACGUCCUCCGAUUUCAAAACCGUCAGUAAACCUAAAGUUGACGGUAGUAAAAUGUUGGACGUCGCGUCGAGAGAUUUGGCACCGCAUUUGGAUUAUUUCGUUACUUUUUCAUCGAUAUCGUGCGGUCGAGGUAACGCCGGACAGGCUAAUUACGGUUUAGCCAAUUCGGCUAUGGAACGUAUAUGCGAAGAGAGACAAAACGACGGUUUACCCGGUACCGCGAUCCAAUGGGGAGCUAUAGGUGACGUCGGUCUUGUAAUCGAAACAAUGGGAGGUAACGACACCGAGAUCGGCGGUACUUUACCACAAAGAAUGUCAUCGUGUUUAGCUACGAUGGAUAUUUUGUUGCAACAACCCCAUUCCGUGGUCGCCAGUAUGGUAUUGGCGGAUAAACGUAAAGGAGGAUCGAAUACUAAUCAAAUCAGUUUAACCGAUGCCGUAGCUAACAUACUAGGAAUCAAAGAUUCGACUACAGUAACUCCUUCGGCUACUUUAGCCGAUUUGGGUAUGGAUUCCCUUAUGGGGGCCGAAAUUAAACAAACUUUGGAAAGAAAUUACGAUCUGGUGCUAAACGCGCAAGAAAUACGAGCUCUAACCUUCGGUAGAUUAAUCGAACUCGGCGACGGUGGCGGUUUAACCGAACCGGUAACCGUAAUACAAGAUAACAAUGUAAAUUUCGAUACAUCGACUGAUAUAAUGCCGAAAAAGAAUUUGGUACAAAUGAAUAGUAGAGACGAAAAAUUACCGCCGGUGUUUGUGGUACAUCCCAUAGAAGGGGUGGUUACCGCAUUGGAAGAUCUAGCAAAGAAUAUCAAAGUACCGGUAUACGGUUUACAGUGUACCGCUUCGACUCCUUUGACAUCUAUCGGCGAUUUGGCAAAAUAUUACAUUAGUCAAAUUAAGACGGUUCGACCUAAAGGUCCCUAUACUAUAAUCGGUUAUUCUUUCGGCGCAUGUGUCGCUAUCGAAAUGGGAAUUUAUUUGGAGAGGAAUGAGGAGAAAGUCGAUUUAUUUUUGGUGGACGGUUCGCAUUCUUACGUCGCUACUCAUACGGGGAAAGCGAAAAAUACGAAGAUUCAAGGUAAUACGUCGGCGGAACAAUCCGAAGUUUUGAUCUAUUUUAUAAUGCAGUUUAAGGAAAUCGAUCAACAAAAGGCAUUCGUAGAAAUGAUGGAACUGAAAUCGUGGAACGAGAGAUUGGCUUGGACGGUAGAUAUAUUAUCCGGAGCUACGCCUUUUUCGCCGGAAGACAUCGCAGUAGCUGCUACCAGUUUCUAUGGAAAAUUGGCGGCGGCCGAUAAAUACGUACCCAGUGGAAAGUUCAAUGGAAAAGUUACUUUAUUCAAAGCCAUAGAUAAUUAUGUACAAAUGGGUGAGGAUUACGGUUUAUCGGAGGUUUGUACUCAAAAGGUAACAAUAGAGGCUCUAAAAGGCAACCACAAAAGUAUAUUAUCCGGGAGAAGCGUAGAAAAAAUCGCCAAUAUUUUCAACAAUUUGGUUCAAGUAUAAAACAUCGCUUAAAAUAUUUACAUUUAUUUAUCUUGGGUCCAAUUUUUUUUAUAUAUAAAAAAAUUAUUUUAUAUUUAUAAGCGUGUGUGUGUAUAUAUAUAUUUUAUAAGUAAUUUAUUGGUUACUGAAUCAUUUUUUUUUCUAAGUUAGAAAAUGGAUUUAUUUUUGUAUGUUUGUGACCAAAGAUUUGAAUCUUAUUAAACCCUGGAGGUGGCGCGGGGUUUGUUGCUUGACCUUUUGCGCGUCAUCGUCAAGGUUAACAUUUUUUGUUAUUCGUUAAAUGUGAUAAAAAUAAUAAACAUAAUUAAUA